AUGGGAGACCCAAUUGCCAUCGUAGGCCUGAGUGCAAGGCUCCCCGGUGAUGGCGACACCCCUGAGAAGUUCUUCGAAUCCUUACUCGCCGGAAGAUCUGCCCGUACGGAAGUUCCGCGAGAACGAUACAACGCAAACGCUUUUUGGCACCCCGACGCCGAGAGAAGUGGCGCGACACGGGUUCGACAUGGCCACUUUCUCAAGGACAGCAUCAAGGCAUUCGAUGCGCCAUUUUUCUCGAUCACACCCACAGAAGCCAGAAGCAUUGACCCUCAACAAAGAGGAAUGCUAGAAUGUGUCUACAAGGCACUCGAAAACGCCGGAGUUCCCCUCGACACAGUUGCCGGAUCACAAACUGGCGUUUACGUCGGUUGCUUCACGGCAGACUACAAUGAUCACAUUGCAAAAGAUUUGGACAUCCCGAAUAAGUACUCCGCGCUGGGAACAGUGGCGAGUAUGCUCAGCAACAGAGUCUCGUGGUUCUUCGACUUCAGAGGCCCCAGCGUAACGGUUGAUACCGCUUGUUCCAGCAGCCUGGUAGCUGUCCACGAAGCAUGUAUGAGCUUGAAGCUCCGUGAAGUAUCCAUGGCCGUCGUCGGCGGAUGCAACCUCAUCCUGACCCCCGAGAUGACACUAAAACUCGACGCGGCGGGUGUUCUGGGUCCGGACGGCAAGUCAUACAGCUUUGACCACCGCGCGAACGGAUACGCACGCGGUGAAGGGUUCGGAGCCCUGGUUUUAAAGCGGGUAUCCGAUGCUAUUCGGGACGGGGACGUGAUCCGUGCCGUCAUCCGGAACUCAUCAACGAACCAGGACGGGAGAUCGCCCGGCAUCACGCAACCGACAAAGGCCGGCCAGGUUGCCCUCAUCAAACACGUUUAUUCCAGGGCUGGGCUGGACCCAUCACUUACACGCUUUGCUGAGGCCCACGGCACGGGUACGCCGGUGGGAGACCCCAUCGAAGCGAGCGCACUGGCCGAGAUCUUCGCUCCUCAUCGAUCACCGGACGACCCGCUCUAUGUCGGCGCCCUGAAAAGCAAUGUUGGACACUUGGAGGGCGCGGCUGGAGUUGCCGCUGUUAUCAAGGGUAUCUUGACGCUGGAAAGCGGCAUUAUUCCCGGUAACAUCUGGCAUGAGAAGCGGAAUCCCAAGAUCUUGGACUCGUGGAACUUGAAGUUUCCGACCGAGCCGACAUUAUGGCCUCAGCGUGGGCUGCGUCGAAUGUCGAUCAACUCCUUCGGCGUUGGAGGUAGUAACGCUCAUAUCGUCAUGGAUGACGCGCUCCAUUUCUUGAAGCGACACCGCCUUGUUGGCAACCACCGCACUGAAGCCACACCGACGAUCCCAAGCCAGUUCAGGGUCGUUACUGUCAACGGGGCUAAUGGAGUGAAUGGCACCGCAGGCCGCAGACACCGAUCCCACCGUCCAAGAGACAGCGGUGUCAACUUCAUCGACUUUGAGACCGAGUCGAACGAGAUCCCCCCGAGACUGUUCGUGCUAUCAGCGAACGACCCAGAUGCCGUUGCACGUAUCAAGUCCUCAUACAAGGAGCAUCUCGCAUCCAAGAAUGUCGAGGAUUUGGACCUUCAAUACUUGAGAGACCUGGGCUACACCCUUGCCUCCCGUCGAACAAGACAUUCUUGGAGAUCGUUCCAUAUCGCCAGCUCGCCGAAGCAGCUUCAGAGAUCCCUUGAAGAUGUUUCAAAGCCAACGAGGGCAAAGACCCAACCCCGAUUGGCGUUCGUUUUCACCGGUCAAGGGGCGCAGUGGGCUGCCAUGGGCAUGGACCUGAUGGUGUAUCGGGCGUUCCAAGAGAGUCUCCUGGCAGCUGACAGGUAUCUCAAUGAUAUCGGUUGCAAUUGGUCUCUGACUUUUGAGCUUUCCAAGCCCAAGACGUCAUCUCGUAUUGAUGAUCCUGAAUUCUGUCAGCCAAUCUGCACAGCUCUGCAAGUUGCCAUGGUGGAUCUUCUUUCCACCUGGAACAUCUAUCCUCAUGCCAUCACCGGUCAUUCCUCAGGUGAGGUUGCUGCUGCCUACGCUGCCGGCGCCAUCUCCCGAGAAGCGGCGUGGAAAGUCGCCUACCACCGUGGACGACUCAGCGCAAAGUUGGCUCGGGCGGAGUCGAGGCCUAGGACUGGAAUGGCCGCCGUCGGUCUGGGCACUGCCGACAGCGAGGCUGCCAUCGAUCGCGUCAACCGGCUGGGCGGCGAGGGCACUCUUCAGAUUGCCUGCAUGAAUAGUGCAGACAGUCACACCGUCAGCGGCGACGCUGAUAAGAUCGACGCUCUUGUUGAGAUGCUUGGUGCUGAGAAGGUUUUCGCCAGGAAGCUCAACGUUGAGAUUGCCUACCACUCGGAGUACAUGAAGCCUAUGGCCGACGAGUAUCUCCAAGCAAUGGGCGAGCUUGAGAAAGGCACUCUGAGGGCUGCUUUUGAGCCUCAGUUUUACUCCUCUACCAUCGGUACUGCAAUUUCGCCCUCACAGCUGAGGCAGCCUGAAUACUGGGUCAGGAACUUGGUUUCGCCGGUCAGGUUUACCGAGUCCGUGUCGGAGAUGCUCAAGGGCUCCACGGAACCCAAGGUUAACGGCUACGUUAAUGGUCAUGCGAAUGGCGUCAACGGUGUCAACGGUGUCAACGGUGUCAACGGCACUAACGGACACGCCGACAACAAGCCUUCCCUUGAGCCCAUCACCGACUUCUUGGAAAUUGGCCCUCACAGUGCCUUGAAGGGACCGUUGAUCAGUACCACAAAGCAAAUCAAGGGCAGUCCUUCGGUUGACUAUCAUUCUGUCCUCAGACGCCAGAAGUCCGCGGUCGAGACCACCCUGGAAGCUGUCGGAUCUCUCUUCUGCCAGGGGUACAAGGUCGACCUUGCACAGGUCAACGACGCAGACGAACCGUACGGACCCAAGCCACUCAUGCUUACAAACCUACCUUCCUACCCGUUCGACCACUCCAAAGAGUACUGGGUUGAGAGCACGCUGAGCAACGACUUCCGGCUGAGGUCAUUUGGCCGCCACGAGCUUCUGGGAGCGCCAGUACCGGGCCUGAACGAGACCAACGCGGCUUGGCGUAACUACAUCCGUCUCACUGAGAACCCGUGGAUUGAAGACCAUAAGGUUUCCGGGGACAUCCUGUACCCGGCUGCUGGUAUGCUUGUCAUGGCCGUUGAAGCUAGCAGGCAAGUCGCCGAUAAGAACAAAGUCUUGAAGGGGUUCAGAUUCAAGGAUGUUUCUUUCAAGUUGGCGUUGCGGGUGCCAGACGAUGCUCACGGCGUUGAGUCGCAGUUCUUCCUGAGAUCGCACCGAGAGUCGAGCCUUUCGACUGCCUCGAAGUGGCAAGAAUUCCAGCUCUGGACCCUCCAAGAAGGUGACUGGAGAGAGCAUUGCCACGGCUUCGUGCAGACCGAGUAUGAGACCGAAGGUUUCACUGAUGCCGUGGUGAACUUCGAGGGCCUGAAGAGUGCCACAGGUGUGUCGGUUGACAAGCUUUACCGCGAUUUCAAGGAGUCAGGCCUGGACUUCGGUCCGACUUUCCAAACACUCAGCGACGUGAGGACUGGGCAGAAUCUGGACAUCAUCGCCACAAUCGACAACCCUAGCGACAAAAUCCAGAAAGUCAUGCCAAAGCAAUACGUUCAGCCUCAUCUUGUCCAUCCGGCCACACUGGACGCUAUCGUCCACGCCAACCUAGCCCCGUUGGUCUCCAGCACCAAGUACUCCAAGGCUACCAGAGUCCCGACGUACCUCACUGAUGGCUGGAUCUCGGCUCGUUCUGACAUCCCCCACGACUCUUACAAGAUUUUUGCCGAGUCUCGGAUUCAAGGCCGCAACGAGAUCAUUGCUGAAGCUACCGCCGCACAUCUUGGUGAAGGUCAGUUGAUGGUACAGAUGUCAGGCCUUGUUUUCAAGUCAAUCAGUGGCGAGACGGCUCAAGAGCCCUCAAGUGCGUCGCUGCACCCGGCUUUCAACCUGGAAUGGAAGCCCGAUCCUUCUUUCCUUUCCAAGCAAGAGGCCAAGGACGUCUUCGGGUUGGCCAUGACCAAAGAAGAUGACCCCUCGCGCUGGAUGCAGGAUUGCGAAGCCCUGUGUCUUGCGUACAUUCGUCGUUGCGUGGACUCUGUUUCUCAGGAUGGCAUCGAAAAGUUGGCCUGGCACCACAAGCGAUACUUCAAGUGGUUCCAGCACGUCGUCAGCCAGCACUCGGAUCAACCAGUUCAGAGCAUUGAGGAGCUGGAAGAGAAGGUCAUCGCUGGCGGAGCAUCUGAGGGCAAGCUGAUCAUCGCCGUCGGUCAUGCUCUGUCGGAGAUCCUUGACGGGCGCCGAGAUCCCCUCGAUGUCAUUUUCAAGGACAAGCUCGCGGAGGAUGUCUACCGUGAUGGUCUCGGCUCCAAGAGAUGCUACGCGCAGCUCUGCAACUAUGUUGAUGCCCUGGCUCACAAGAACCCCGCCAUGGAGAUCCUUGAGAUUGGCGGAGGCACAGGUGGUGCCACUCGUCCGGUCAUGGCCACUCUCACAGAGCAAGGCCGCCGCUACAAGUCUUACUGCUUCACCGACAUCUCCCCCUCCUUCUUUGAGCAAGCCAAGGAGACCUUCAAGGAUGAGCUUACCCGGAUGAGUUUCCGUGUCUUGAACGUCGAGAACGACCCUUCGGAGCAGGACUUCGCGGCUGGCAAGUACGAUCUCAUUGUUGCCGCCAACGUUCUGCAUGCCACGAAGAACAUCGACCACACUCUCCGCAAUACCCGAAAGCUGCUCAAGCCUGGCGGCAAGCUUUUGCUCUUUGAGAUCACCAACACGUCCGUGCUUCUCGGCAGUUUCUGCUUUGGUGUACUUCCCGGUUGGUGGCUUUCGGAGGACAAGGACCGCGUCUGGGGACCUCUUAUGUCCGCUCCCUCGUGGGACAACCAUCUGAUCAACUCGGGAUUCGGGGGCCUCGACGCCGUCUUUGACGACUUCUCCGGCUCGCCUCAUCAGAUGAGCUCGAUCCUUGUGUCGUCUGUUCCCACUUCAGAGGAGACGACUGGCACAUUUUCUCCAGACUUCAUUCUUACGAGCGGAAACUCUUCGCAAAUCAACAUUGCUGAAGGACUAAAACGUCGUCUCGGAUCGUCCGAAAUCGUCAACAUCACUGAGGCAUCGGGCAGGGACUUCACCGACACGACGUGCGUUGUUCUGUCCGAAUUUGACAAUCCUACGUUGAAGGACAUGUCCGAGGAAGUAUUUGCUGGCUUCAAACGAAUUCUCACUGAGUGCAAGACCAUCGCAUGGGUUACUCGAGGCGCUUCAGACCCUGACGCAGAGCUUGUGACUGGCUUAGCGCGUGUUGUCCGAUCUGAAAGGCCAGAUGCCAAAUUCUUUACUCUCUCCUUCGAUCAGAAUUCUUCAGAAGAGGUCGUUGUCGAGAAGUCUGCGAAGGCUCUACACACAGCCUGUAAUGGAAUCGAGAACUCUUUCAGAGUUUCCGGUAACGCUGUCAACGUAUCUCGCCUCGUCCGGGCGAGCUACCUCACGGACCACAUCCAAGCUCAGACCGGAGUGCUGGCAGCGGUGGAGAAGCCCUUCGGAGACGACUCUUCUCGUUCCUUGAGUCUCCAAAUCGGAAACAUCGGACAGCUCGACUCGCUGAGAUUCGAAGAUGAUACUGCAUUCGAUUCGCCGUUGGGAGACGACGAGGUUGAGUUCAAGACCAUGGCCAGCGGGAUCUCUUCAGUCGACUUGGCAACGGCCCUCGGGAAGACAGAAGACUCUGCUUUGGGACGUGAAGCCUCCGGCGUGGUCACCAGAGCCGGAAGUGCAUCUGGCUUCCAGGUGGGCGAUCGCGUGUUUGGUCUUACUGUUUCCGGUUCUGUCAAGACUCAUGUGCGAUCUUCCGGUUGCUUGCUCGCCAAGCUAUCCGACACAAUAUCGUGGGCUCAAGGCGCAUCCAUUCCUGUGGCCUAUUCCACCGCUUACGCAACCCUUUACGAACUCGGCACUAUUCGCCAGGGACAGACUGUCUUGGUUCACUCUGGCUCUGCCGUUCUUGGAAGAGCCCUCAUUCAACUUGCUCAACUGCAAGGAGCCGAGGUCUUCGCAACUGCUGGAAGUGUGAAGGACAGCGAAACUCUGCAGACGACUUGCGGUUUGUCCCAAGACCGUAUCCUCGUCAACCCCGAUAUGUCAACCAAGAAGACUCUUCAGUCAAUGACCAAGGGUCGCGGCAUCGACAUUUUCGUCAACACUGUCAACGACACGCACUUCCUGAACGAGACAAUGGACAUUGUUGCGCCCUUCGGGCGCAUUGUCAACAUUGGCGGACAGGAUAGCUACUCCAGCGCUCGCCUCCCCAGAGGCCGCAACGUUCGCCUCGAUUUCUUCGACCUUGCAUCAUUUACUGCGUGCGACGCUGCUCGCACAGGAUCAGUGUUUCAGCACGUAUCUGAGCUGAUCUUUGCCAACUGGGACACCAUCAAGCCUGCAUUGCCGUCCAUGACUUAUGCGUUCUCCCAAGUCCACGACGCCUUCCGCCAGCUUCAGACGGACAGUCAAAAUGCCAUCGUCCUCGAGCCUCACGACCAGGAUCUGGUUCCAGUCUUGCCGAGCCGGAAAGCCACCAGCCGCUUUGACCCCAACGCAUCUUAUGUCAUUGCUGGUGGUCUCGGUGGACUUGGAAGAUCCGUUGCGAGAUGGAUGGCGUCGCAGGGUGCCAGAAACCUCAUUCUGCUCUCUAGACGCGGUCCAGUGGAGGACUCUGCGAAGGAACUCGUCAAAGAACUCGAGUCGGUUUGCGACAACGUGUCUACACCUGCUUGCGACAUCUCAGAUUCUGCCGCCCUUCAAAAGGUUGUCACUGAGUUGUCGACUUCUCUGCCUCCCAUCAAGGGAUGCAUUCAGGGUUCCAUGGUUCUCAAGGACAACCCUCUGGAAAGCAUGUCGCUUGACCACUGGAAGGCCGCAGUAGUUCCCAAGGUCCAGGCCUCAUGGAACUUGUACAAUGCUCUCGGACCUAAGAUGGAUUUCUUCGUCUUCCUCUCGUCGACUGUCGGCAUCACUGGUGGCCCCGAGCAGGCCAACUACGCCGCAGGCGGCACCUUCCAAGAUGCUUUUGCACGCCAUCUUGCUUCCCAAGGCGUCAACGCCGUGUCAAUCGACCUUCCUAUAGUGCAGGGCGUCGGCUACGUCGCCGAAAAGCCGGAGCUCUUCGACUACCUCCGAUCCGCUGGCUGGACGUACAUCACCGAAGCUGAGCUCCGCGCGGUGCUUGACUACCAUUGCCGCCCAGCAAGCAGCCCGGUACAAGCUUCGAAGGCUCAGGUCAUCCCCAGACUCUGGCUGCCUGAAGAGACCGCUGCCGAAGGCUACCAGACGCCGUCAUGGGCAUCGGAUCCUCUCUUCAACCACAUCGAACUCGGCAAGGCGGAUGUGAACACGGACGGGGCGGCUGAGUCGAACAAGACAAUCAACCACAAGGCGCUCCUGGCCGAGGCAUCUUCCUGGGAAGAAGCGGAGCGAGUUGUUCUUGACGCUUUGCUUCUGAAGGUCGCCAGAAUGCUGAGCAUCGAAGUUUCAAACCUCGACGACAACAAGCCUCUGCAUGCAUACGGCAUUGACUCUCUCACUGCUGUCGAACUUCGAUCAUGGUUGAUCAAGGAGCUUGGCGCUGAGGUUUCGUUGUUUGAUAUCACGAACAACUCAAGUCUUUCCCAAUUGGCUGGCACUGCCACCAAGAAGAGCACUUUGAGGAAGAAGCUUGAGUAG
Colletotrichum karsti is the source of this 7740-nucleotide messenger RNA. Its product is annotated as polyketide synthase. Gene Ontology annotation, molecular function: phosphopantetheine binding; 3-oxoacyl-[acyl-carrier-protein] synthase activity; fatty acid synthase activity. The transcript is spliced from 7 exons. Lineage: Eukaryota; Fungi; Ascomycota; Sordariomycetes; Glomerellales; Glomerellaceae. Gene Ontology annotation, biological process: fatty acid biosynthetic process; secondary metabolite biosynthetic process. The coding region runs from base 1 to 7740 and encodes 2579 amino acids. The record is from RefSeq and is a predicted model, not a curated record.